GAAAAAUCUGAGAAGAUUUUGAACAAUGACAUCAAUCCAUUCAACGAAUUUGUUUUAAACGGGGAGCUCAAAAACUUGAACCGCAGUUUUCAGGAUGAAGCUGAUGACUUCAAUCAGUUCAUAAGCUUGUAUAAAUCUUUGAAAGCAAAUGUUUCUUUUCCUUUACAAGAAUCUCACAGCAUUCUGUAUCCAACAGAGGGCAGAAACAGAAAGAGGAACAAAAUCAUCAAAAUCUUAUCAGAUGCUCAAAUUCCGAGUCUUGUUACUCAAAAUUUGGAGAAUGAUAUUUCUAUCACAGACAUGGAUGAAUCCAUCUAUUUGAUGAAGGUCAAAGCUGAUGAGGAUUUUGACGAGGAUAAAAAUAGAAGAAUUUUGAGAAAUUUGUUUGUGCAUGACAGAAUUGAUGAGGUUUUCAAUAUUACUCAGAUCAUUGGAUUGGAAACAAUUGAAGCAAUUUUAGUACUGGGGUGUGAGCACAUAUAUAUUGUUGAAGGUUACUUUUACAACGGUAAUGGAGAAAUAUGUUGCAAUUAUGAGGCGCCUGAAAAUCAGCGGGAUAGUGUGGUAAAACUUUUAACAGACCUCACUAUUACCAACCAAAAAAGUUCUGAGAAUAACAAGGAAGAUCUAAAUUUCCAUAAAUCUAAGAGUUGGGCAGUUAAAGAUCUUGUUUCUGUUUCAAAAACAAAGUUUUUGCUCAGAGACGUCGGAUUUGAGCUUUUUUUCAAAAACGGGUCUUCUGUCUUGUUAACAUGCAUCGACUGCAAUAAAAGGAACAGUAUUUUCAAUAAAAUUUCUAGCUAUAUUACAUCAAAGUUGGAAGAUACUAAUCUUGACGAAGCUUUAAAGCUAGCUUCUCGUCAAAAAAUCAAGACAAUAAAAAGUAGCAAUUUCGGUAGCUCCAAUACUACAGAGAAUAACGGUUUCAAUAUAGUUGAUAGUAUAUUAUCAGGCUCGUCUGACAUCGCUUCUUCUGAUAUUACUGCUAAGUGGUGUAGUGGCCAAAUUUCCAAUUUUCAAUAUUUGAUGCUAUUGAAUACAAUAGCUGGAAGAACAUUCAAUGACAUGACACAAUACCCUGUUUUCCCCUUUGUUCUAUCAGAUUAUGAAUCAGAAAAAAUUGACUUAAGUGAUCCCAAUGUCUAUAGAGAUUUGUCCAAGCCUAUGGGAGCUCAGAGCAACAUGCGAGAACAGCAGUUUAAGGAAAGAUAUGAUGCCACAAAAGAAAUGUCUGCAAAUACACCACCAUUUCAUUAUGGUACUCACUAUUCAUCAGCAAUGAUUGUUACCUCAUACUUAAUAAGAUUACGUCCUUUUACUGAAUCCUACCUCAAGCUUCAAGGGGGAAAGUUUGACCACCCUGACAGACUUUUUCAUUCCAUUCCCAAGUUGUGGAAGAGUGCGUCACAGGAUAAUACUACUGACGUUAGAGAAUUAAUUCCUGAAUUUUAUUAUUUACCAGAGUUCUUGAUAAAUUCAAACAAUUUUCAAUUUGGUGAAUUACAGGAAGGUAAAACAGUUCAAGAUGUUGAGCUUCCGCCAUGGGCUGAUGGCGAUCCAAUUAAAUUUGUAAGAAUAAUGAGAAACGCGUUAGAAAGUGAUUUUGUUAGUGAGCAUUUGCAUGAAUGGAUCGAUUUAAUUUUCGGGUAUAAACAACAAGGUAUUGAGGCGAUAAAGGCAACUAAUGUGUUUCAUUACUUGAGUUAUCCUGGAAGUAUUGAUAUAGAAAAGAUCCGUGAUAGUCAUGAGAGAGCAGUCAUUGUUUCUAUCAUUCACAAUUUCGGGCAAACUCCAUUGCAAAUAUUUAGAAAGAAGCACCCGGUGAAGAAUCAAGAAUAUAGUGACGGUGGAAAUAAAUCACAAUUACAGAAAUCUGGAAAGAGUGCUAAACAACUUAUUUUCAAUCCAAGAAUAAAUAAAUGGGAAGGUAUACGUCAAAAUGAAUAUUGCUAUUUUGAAAAUGAUCUCAGCACAAGAAUAAAGAAAAUUGGUCACAAUGGGUUGCAAAUCAAUAAAGUUUUAUGCGUAGAACAAUUUACUAACGGUGGUUUCAUCAGUUGUAUCAAAAUACUUUCUAGAGAAAAAUUUGUUGUUGGCUUCAAUACUGGAAACCUGAAAAUAUAUGAAUUAUCGAGAGACAGGUAUAAAUAUGUUACUAAUGCUCAAAGAAGUAUGGUAAAG
This is a messenger RNA of Pichia membranifaciens NRRL Y-2026, 2181 nucleotides long. RefSeq lists its product as hypothetical. The transcript is spliced from 3 exons. The annotation marks the transcript as partial. The record is from RefSeq and is a predicted model, not a curated record. Lineage: Eukaryota; Fungi; Ascomycota; Pichiomycetes; Pichiales; Pichiaceae.